Molecule: messenger RNA, 1545 nt
Organism: Camellia sinensis
Lineage: Eukaryota; Viridiplantae; Streptophyta; Magnoliopsida; Ericales; Theaceae
Source: RefSeq, a predicted model, not a curated record
AUGGCUGCCCUCAAAAAGCUUGAUGUCCCCGAGGACUCCCUCUUCAAGAAUGCCGACGUCCUCCCCCUUCCAUUCUCCCCUACUCCAAGCCAAUCUGAAGAUGAUUCUGAGUCUAAGGAGGAAGCUUUGGAUGAGACAGGGGUCUACAAGAAUCUUCUGCAGGAAGUUUCACAAAGAGUUGAAGCAUCUUUGCCAAUAUACACCACUUUCCGAUCAGGCCUUGGACACCUACCUGUCUUCAGUUGUACCGUAGAGUUGGCUGGCGUUAGAUUUACUGGUGAACCAGCCAAGAACAAGAAACAAGCAGAAAAGAAUGCAGCUAUGGCAGCUUGGUCAUGUCUAAAACUAUUAGCGCAAAAAUCCGAGGGCUCAUCAGAAAAGGUGAAUAAUGAUGAGCAAGAGCACGUCACUGUAGCACGUGCUCUGCAGAGUUUUCUUAGGAAGGCAAAGAUGUGUAAUGUAUCAUUCCCAAUUAAAAUUCCAAUUCAGAAUCCAAGACCGUUGACCACACAGCCAUCUCCUAUGAGAUCAUCGAAGAUCCUUCCUUUAAUAUGCUCCAAGACUGUUCCUCAGAGUAGACCCGUUAUGACACCUGUAAGCAACAGCCCGAUGUUCCCAAAGACAGGUUCACAAAGCAGACCUGUAACCGCUGAUGCCCCCUUACCGUCUCCUGAAAGCCCUAGGGUCCGACCUCAGAAGUUCCCUGCAACUGGAGCAGAACCCUAUAUUCCUGUCCGGCAUUUUAGGGGGCACUAUGGCAUUGCACCGCCAGUGACGAUAAGAAACGCAAUACCUGUUUUCUCUGCACCGCCACUGCCUCCUCCACUGAGCCAGUCCCCACAAUUGAGGCUUCCACCGUCAUGUAUUGCCCCACCUGUCUGCAUAAGGCAGGCAGUGCCAGUUUUUGCUGCUCCAGCUUGUGUUGAGGAGCAGCCUAUCUCUAUCGCUCCUCCAACCCCAGUAUCCGGCUCUUCAGCACAGAUAUAGAAGAGGAAGAGUGCAGUGCAGGACAACCGGCCGGAAUCUGUGGUGAUACAAGGCUUGCAAGGGCUAAAGAUUUGAUAACAAGCACACGAGGUUUUGAAUUGCAAGAAAGGUUAUUUAGGCUAUGUUUGAAUCAUGGAUUUAAGUAGUGAUUUAGAAAUUGAAAGAAAAAGGAAAAGGAAAAUGUGCAAGAAAUAGAGAAAAAAUUUAGCUUAUAUUUCAUUCACAUUUUCUUCACCUUUUCUUUUUUCUUUCUAGAACUCUAUCCAAAUUCAUGAUUCAAAUACAACCUUUAAGGUUUUUUUAUUUAUUUUAUUAUUAUUACAUAUUAUGAGUUAUAUGAGAGUUUAGUUUUCUUCUUGAAUUUCUUUUUGCUAGGAAGAUGGAACUAAUAUAGCCUAUAUGUCAUUGAUCUGGGGAAAUCUUGUCCGGCUUGAUGUUGGGCUGGUUCUCUGGGAAGAGUACCAACUAAAUUUGAACCCCAUUAUACAUAAUAAUAAUAAUAAUAAUAAUAGUACAGAUAUUAAAAUGAAUGAAUGAGUUAUAAACUAUUAUUGUUGC